CUGACCCCAAGAAUCACGGGCGGGUUUUCACGGGAGUUUUGUUGGUUUCGGUUGCUCCGGUUCUGGUUAAUCCUAGUGUCCAAGAAGCCCUUGUACUCUACCAUACAGCUACUACUGAACAGCCCGAUAAUUCAAUUAGUGUCCAAUUUUCACCGACUGCGGGGGGUUGAGUGUUGACUGGCUGAUCCCGGAGAGUACGAGGUUUUCGCGGCGGAAAAGACUCCGAGAUGGAUGCGGAAAGCUUAAGAUGUUUGCUCAGCGGGGACUACGGACUGGUGGAGGAUACGCUGGACAAGUUCAACAAACAGAACGCGCAGGUGUUUAACUUCACGCACUUCACCAGCACCGGCCAGUGGGUGCUGAUCUGGGAUAAAUUGUUCGCUUAUCUGGCCGAUCCGGAGAUGCCGCAUCGUGUCGGUUGCCUGAUGGCUAUCAAGGUGCUGAGUCGGGACAAAACGUACCUUAACGAGUCAGUGACGGCGGAUCACUUGAACGCGCUGCUACGGCUGGCCGGUAUCGGUCCGCUCGCGGUACCUUGCGAUGCCACGGAAGAGGUACAGGUUGAGGCACUGAAGUGUCUGAGUAACAUGAUAUUCCAGAGCAGCAAGUGCCAGGAGAUGUGUCUCGGCAAUGCGUCUACCGAGGGUAUCAUCCGGCGCGUGAAGAUGUAUAAAGAGGUGGCGUACGGGUAUGACAUCAAGUACUUCGAUAUGAAGCUGCUGUUCCUGCUGACCGCAAUCAAUUGUGAUAUCCGGGCGAUGGUUCGAGAUCAGCUGCACGGACUGGUGUACCUGGUUGAAACGCUCGAUCUCUUUAUGAGCCAAGCGGCCACUUUUAAGGAGUUUAGCGACAAGGAUUUAGAUUUAAUUAACGAAGUGCUGAAAGUACUCUUCAACCUGACCGUCCGCUCAGCCGACAACCUCGUACCCGAGGAGGACGAAGCAAGCCAGUUCCAUCGCCUCGUGACGGUGCUGCAUGAUCUCUUCUUCUAUCGAACGCUAAACCGCGAUCGUAUCGUAUCACUGCACUCGAACAUCGUUAAUCUGCUCACUAGCGUGCCCGUUAGCUGUUACGUCGAGCUGGUAACACCUCUCCAGCAGCAGCAGCAGCAGCAACAUCUGCAGGCCAAGCAAGACGAUGCGCAGGAAAAGCAACAGCAGGUGGACGAAGAGGGCAGCAAUACCAUACACACCAUACCGUUCGAGGGACGUAACGUGUACGUGCUGCAGGUGCUGGUGGAUUUUUUGCGACGCAAUUUCCAGCGAGCGGAAAAGAAAUCGGACCAGUACGAGAUGCUGUCACCGGUACUGACCGUACUGAUUAAGGCGAUACGGGCCGACGCGAUACACCGCCGGUACGUGCGAUCGGUGAUAUUGCCACCGCUACGGGACGUGCACGAUCGGCCCGAGGUGGGCAAAGAGCUGCGGAACUAUCUCUGCUCCCUACUCACCAGUCCCUGCACCCAGAUUGCGGACCUUUCGGCCGAACUGCUGUUCGUUUUGUGUAAGGAGAACGUCGGACGAAUGAUCAAGUACACCGGGUAUGGGAAUGCGGCCGGUCUGUUCGCUAACCGGGGUCUCCUAGGGGGCCGUUCGACCAAGGGCUCCGAGCAGUAUUCUUCCGAUAGCGAGGACAGCGACACGGAGGAGUAUAAACAGCUGCAGCACGCGAUCAAUCCGGUGAUCGGUUGCUACGAGCCACCAAAGCCGAACCCACUGGAGGGCAUGUCCGAGGAACAGAAGGAGUACGAAGCGAUGGAGUUGGUGAAGCUGAUGGAUAAGUUGCAGCGCCAAGGGCUCAUACAACCGUGCAAAAUCGGUGAAGACGGGCGUCCGCAAGCCGUAGAUCACAUCAUGGAGCUGCAAGAGGAAAUACCGGAACAGCAGCGUGAUUACAAGAGGAAGACCUAGAGCGUAGGGACUGGCUUUUGUUCUCCGCUCCCGGAAGUUGGUUUCCAUUCACGUGCCCCGCUUGCUCGACGAUCGCUGACGACGCUUGAUCACGGACGCUUGGCGGUUUCAGAGUGCAGUAUUUAGAAGAAAGCAUUGCUGGCUGCGGUAGCAAUGCUCCGGAUGUUACAUUGCCAAAAAACAAACACACAUUCGCGCCUAUUUUAGAGAGGGAUGGGGAGGGAAUUAAACUAGUGCAGAUAGACCUGCGAGGUAUCUAUCAUCGAUAUUCUCACUUCGAUUUUGUCAGUGCACCGGAGCAUACCGAGGAGGACCGAGAGACGAGAGACCUUUAGAAUUAGUGGCAGCCAAAAAAAAAAAAAGAUACAAAGGGAUGCAAUCAUUAAGGUUAACACAGUGCGAACGGGG
Messenger RNA from Anopheles darlingi, 2318 nucleotides. It is a transcript of the gene ric8a, whose product is annotated as synembryn. Lineage: Eukaryota; Metazoa; Arthropoda; Insecta; Diptera; Culicidae. The coding region runs from base 228 to 1910 and encodes 560 amino acids. The transcript has 4 exons. Gene Ontology annotation, biological process: G protein-coupled receptor signaling pathway. The record is from RefSeq and is a predicted model, not a curated record. Gene Ontology annotation, molecular function: guanyl-nucleotide exchange factor activity; G-protein alpha-subunit binding. Gene Ontology annotation, cellular component: cytoplasm.